Molecule: messenger RNA, 6709 nt
Organism: Theobroma cacao (cacao)
Lineage: Eukaryota; Viridiplantae; Streptophyta; Magnoliopsida; Malvales; Malvaceae
Product: Ubiquitin system component Cue protein
Molecular function (GO): ubiquitin binding
Source: RefSeq, a predicted model, not a curated record
CAAGUUUGCGGAGUUGGCAGUAACGCACAGGGCACGCAAGUAAUUUCCUUACAUCGAAAACCGCCUCAUCCGUCGAAUCCCACUCCGCGAAAAAAACUCUCACUCCUCAGAGCGAGAGAGAAACACUGCUGCAUCCGGCAUCGCCUGCAUCUCUCUUUCUCUCCGCGGAAAUGGCGAUGGCAUCUUCCGAACAACCGCUGAAGAAGCGAAGGCUGUACGAGCCGCCACCGGAGCCACCGGAAACCGUAGCGCAGCCAGAGACCUCCGUGGGUCCACCGACCACUCCACCUCCGCUGUCUCAGGAGGAGAUUCUUGCGAGAAGGAGAAACAGAGACGAGAUUCGAAGUGUUUACGAGAACUACAAGAGGAUUAAGUCUUGUAUCGCCCUGAAAGGGAAAGAUGUUCGGCACAUGCCUGAGCUUGAACAAGCUUACCUAGCUCUCAUAACUGCUUCUAGAGGCUGUACAAGCGUGCAGCGUCUUGUCGCCGAUUUCAUUCCUCGUUAUGCCUUGUACUGUCCAACUGCUCUUGAAGCUGCUACAAAAGUCAUUAUCAAUGUGCAUAACUCUAGCUUGGCGGUGAUUAAUAGGGGAGGAGAUGCUGAUAAUGUUGCAUUUCAAACCGCUAAAGCUUGUAUUUUUGGUCUAGCUGAUCUUUGUUGCACAGCUUCUGCAGAGGCACCAACAUCAUCAGUUGUCAGAGGCAUCUGCUCAGCAGUUUUCCAGAAUGUGCUCUCCUUUCUUGUAUCGUCCUUUGAGGGAAAAGAUUUGUUUCAGAUUGUUGAUAAUGAUAUUUGGAGAAUGCAGGAUUCUGAUGAAAUAUUUUCUGAGCUAAAGCAAAGAUUUUCAGAUGAAGAUGAAUCUUCAUUGAUUAAGUUAUCCAAAUUCCAUGCCCUAAGUCUACUGUGGAUUUUCUUCCGUUGUCCAAAGAAUUUGCUUGCUGCCUGUUUUGAGCUCUUCAGGUCAUCUGCAACUGAAGAAGCUGAUAAAGGACUGUAUUUUCUGAGACAGGCAACAGGCAGGCUUGAUAAUGUAGAUGUCGAAAGUGUUUUAGGUAAAAUAACUGUAGGGCCUAAAUCAUGUACAGAUUCCCCUGGAAUAAGCACCAAAGGCAGUUUGCUUAGUGGUGAGACACCAAGAUCAGAUAGUUGCUAUGUCACAGAAGAUGCAUCUCCUGCUCUGAAGAGCUCUUUGUUGGGUCUGGUUUUUGGUAGAAAUCCAUCAUUGAGAAGUUGGAUGGUCUUAAAGUACAAGAACUUGUGUAAGUUGUCUCCAUCUAAAUCUGUGCCAGGGAUUAUAUCUAGUUUGGAAGGAAUCUUUGAAUCAUUUGGAAAAUGUAUUAGUAUAGAAGUUCAAGCGGACAGUGAUGAGGAUGAUUCUGAUUCCUCGAAAUUUGUUAGUCAGCCACACUUGGUGUCUAGAAGCUCUAAUCAACAUGAAACCUCAACUGACCAAUCUGGAAGCAAUAAAACCAGCAAUGAGAGUUGUGCUGAAAAUGUAUCAGGUCAGUAUCUGAAGCCUCACAUUGUUCCCCUUGAAGCUAAUGUCCACCUGAAUACCGGUUCUGGUCAUGAUAGUGGAGGCUCAAGGUCCAUGGACUUUGAAAGGCAUGACCAUGGGGAUUUGUCUGCUAGCAGAUCUUCUGUUGCUAGGGACUUAUCAAGCCAUCAGAUGCUUUCACCUGUCACUAGAACACCACUGGACUUCAGGAGUAAUUCUUUUGAAGGCAGAAAUCACGUUAAGAAUGUUGACAAGAAUCAAGUUUCAAAUACAAGUGGCGCUUCUGCCUUGAGAUCCUCUAGUGGAGGUGUAAGCAAUGCUGUGGCAUCUCCCAGUAGUCGGUUUGCAGCAUCAUAUGGUUCAGCAUCUUCUCAAACUGCUUGGUAUUUUGAUGGUGAGCCUGCUGCCAUGGGUAUUUUCUCAGCUUCUCGGCAGCUAUGGUUGGGAGCUUUGGGGCCUGAUGCAUCUGAAGGCCAUAUAAGAUUUCAGCUUGAGAGGUUUGCUCCCAUUGAGCAAUUUUUCUUCUUUCCAAUCAAAGGGUUUGCAUUGGUUGAGUACAGAAAUAUCAUGGAUGCCAUAAGGUCUAGGGAUUAUGUCCGUGGCUGUUUUCCUUGGCGAGUAAUGUUCAUGGAUAUAGGGUUGGGAACCAGGGGUGCCAUGAAUGGUGUUGCUGUUGGUUCUAGUUCUCAUGUUUACGUUGGAAACGUUACAAGUCAAUGGGUAAAGGAUGAAAUUUUGCAUGAAUCAAGGAAAGCGGUCUACAAGGGUCCUUACAUGGUCACUGAUCUUACUUGUGAAUGUGCAUUGCUGCUGGAAUAUGAGACUCCAGAAGAAGCUGCUGCUGUAAUGACACAUCUCAGAAAGCAUCGAAAAGAAAGAAGUAACCAUAUGCCGGCAUUUAAUGCAGGGCCAGCUAAUGUCUCUAUGUCUCAUGUUGACAGUGGAAGGUCUGGUGCUGCUCCACCUAUCCAUGUUGACAUAAAAAAUAGUAACUCGGCAAACAUGUCUAGCAGCUCAAUGGAACUUGUAUCUCCCAAGUUGAGGGGUGAGAAUCAUGGAACUGCAGCACCAGUUACACAUCCAUAUCAGUCAAACUGGCCUGCUCCAGGUUGUACUGAUAUGCCUGAAGGUGGGUUGAGAAAAGUUGAUGGUUAUGACAACAACCUUAUCGCAGAUCAUACACAAGGAGGUGGUGGUGUUGUCUCUGGUGCCUCUGGACAAGUAUGGAAUUAUAAGAAACCUGAAAGUGAGCUGCAUUUAGCACCUGGGACCAUGCCAUGCAUGCCUAUAGGAACACAGGGCCUUUCUGCUCCACCACCACAACAACUCCAGGCACCUCCCUUUAUGCGACCUGUUUACCAUCCUUCAAACAGUUCCUGGGAUCCCAGAGGUUUGAAUCACCAGUUUCCUCAGAAUCCAAUUUCACCAGGUGUGGUGCCUAAUACUUUUCAUGGCAAUGCUGUUCCACCCCCCUUUAUACCUGCUUCUGUGACUCCACUUGCUCAGAUACAGGGACCUCCAAUACAGCAUUUUGAGCAGAUGUUUCCACAUCCUGUUGUCCCACCACCUUUAUCAUCAAUGCCACCUCCACCUCCUCCACCUCUAUCUCCGCCACCAUUGCCACAGUCGCUGCCACCUUUUGUUCCUCCUCCACCUAAUUCACCUCCUCCCCCUCCACCUAUUGCAGAAUCAACUGAUACGGGAAGUUCUGAACUGUGUGUAAAGCAUUGGUGGCAGGGCACAUUAUGUAAGAGUGGGGCUCAUUAUUGCACAAUUUAUGCACAGAGACUAGAGUCAGAUCUUUGCAAAUAUUCAAAUGCCAUUUCUGAACCUGCAGAAUGGCCUGCCAAAUUAGACAUGACCAAACGCACAGACUUUCGGCAUGUAAAGUCAACGUUCACCAAUACCCCACCACAUAAAAGGGAAGUUUGUUGCUUGAUCCCUUCUUCUUCAGGUGACCAUAAAGGCUUUCAGGAUUUUAUCUCAUACUUGAAGCAGAGGGAAUGUGCAGGAGUGAUUAAGAUUCCAGCAAUGAAAUCCAUGUGGUCCAGGCUACUUUUUAUUCUUCCCUACUCACAAGAGGCAUGUUCAAUGCUUUCAGUUGCACCUAAUUCAUCUGAGUGCCUCAUUGCUUUGGUUUUGCCCAAAGAAACAAACUUUGACUGGCUCUGAGCGCAGACUAUCUCCCAAAAAAUGUCUCACAGACAUACUCACAUCAACAGGCAAGAAGGCGACAGGCGAAGUAAUUUCCCCAAAACCCAAAAGAAAUUCAUCCCCAAAAGUCAAAAUAAAAACAAAAACCAAACCCCUAAUCCCACCACCUCCCUCUCGUCUUCCCUCAGGCAAUCUCUUCCCAAGCAACGAGAUGCUCCGCCAUCCGGCAGUCCCGCCGCACCCUCUGGCUCUGCCAGUAGCCGUGUUCGGAUGGGAGAAAACGGAGAUUGGGUGCCUAUCAGAGGAACUCCAUCAACUCCCGAUGGCAAUUUCGUAAAUUAUUUGCCCCAAGAUGAGGCCGUGGCUGCCGGGCUUGGCGCCGAGGAGGGAGGAUUGGAUCCAGUUGAAUCACAGAGAGUAGUUGAUCUCUUAAACAGAGAGUUGUCUCGCUUGCUCAAGCUCAGUCCCAGAGAAUUCUGGAAACAGGUGUCUGGGGACACUUCGUUGCACAAAUUUCUGGACAGCUUCUUGCAAUUUAGGAGCAGGUGGUAUGAUUUUCCUCAUCGUGGUGUGAAAGGGAUCGUUGCUGGGGUUAUUGUAGGAGAGCUUGAAUUAAGCCGCCGUGUCUUCAUGGUGUUGUACAGAAUAUCUUCAAAUAGGGAUCCUGCUGCUCGAGCUGCUGAUAGUCUUAGUGCAAACGACCAUGCAGUCAUCUUGCAGGAGAAGAAGUUGCUCGACUUGCCAAAGUUGUUGGACAUUUGUGCUAUAUAUGGUCAUGAAAAUGAUGAUCUGACCAAAUUGCUGGUUGCAAAUGCUCUGAAAGCUCAGCCUACAAUCUAUGAUAAUCUGACUGGAGUACUGUCUCAUUUUUUGAGUAUUGUUCACACGAUGCAUGAACGGUGCAGCACAUCUUUGGAGGUUCUUUUUUCUUCUGGAAGUCAUGGAGAUUAUGGAUUUGACCGGCUUCAUGCUGAUUUUUUGGAGGUGAUUGACUUCAUUAAUGAUGCCAUUGUAUCUAUGGAUGCUUUUGUUACUGCAUAUAGACCUGCAGCUUUGUUUUUCUCUUGCCCUGUUGAAAUGAGUUACGGAAAUGAAGAAUUGCUCACAACUCUUUCACGGGUGCAUGAUAAUUUGCUUCCAUCUUUACAGCAGGGUUUUCGAAGGAGUAUUGAAUCUGAAGAAUAUGGAAUGUUAACAGAUAUUGCUAUAAGUUUGAAGAUGUUAUCUAUGAGAAUAGUCAAAUUUGGUUGGAAACUAUUAGAUAUUUGCUAUCUUAGUGAUGAAGUGUUUUUGGAUGGACAUCCCAUCCCAACUGUAACAAAGAUGUUUCCAGCCACAGUUGAAGAUCCAUUCAUAAGAGCAGAUAUUUUGGUUCAAACUUUUAGGGAGAUAAAUGGAGUUUCACUACAAAGUCAGGAGAAUGAGAAACGGGAUACUUUCCUUCAGAAUGUUGAAAAGAAUUGCAAUAUAAUGAGCAAACUUGAGAAUUUGCAGAAUAAUGGGUGGAUAUUCACGGAUGAUGAACAAUUUCAGUAUUUAUCUGGGAUUAUGAUGUAUACAAAACAAGGCAUUGCUAAAGUGCAACCCCCUAAAACUCCCAUCCCAGCCUCUGUGACAGGCAAUAAGGUACAGAUGGAUGAAGAUGCAGCAAUUAUGGAAUCCAAAAUCAGCCAAAUAAAAGAUCUCUUUCCUGAUCAUGGCAAAGGGUUCUUAGCUGCAUGCCUUGAAGUUUAUAACCAAAAUCCAGAAGAGGUUAUUCAGAGGAUUCUUGAGGGAACUCUUCAUGAAGAUCUGCAGGCUUUGGACACUUCCCUGGAGACAAUGCCAAUGCCCAAGUCUGCUUCAAAUCUGAGCAGGACUGAUAAAGGGAAAGGAAAACUGGUUGAUACUGAUAAGGGGAAAGGGAAACUCGUUGACACUGUAGCAGUAUCCUCAACUACAGCAGUACCAGUAGUUAGUGGACAACUGGUUGAGGGCCCAUCAGUUUCAUCAUCAUCAUCAUCAGUUGGGAGGUUUGUUAGGAAGUCUGAAGAUGACUCACCUUAUUAUGCUACUCUUGACACCAGAGAGGAGAAGGAUUCAUCAAGAAAAGCUGCUCUGAUUUCUCAGUAUGAGUAUGAAGACGAGUAUGAUGACUCUUUUGAUGACCUAGGUCUAAGUGUUGCAGAGUCAGGAUUGGAGGAAAAUGAGAUGUUAAGUGAUAAAAUUAGCUCAGAUUUGGGGAAGUCCUGGGGUACAGAAUCAGGAAGUUAUGGUCAAUCUACGCCUAGUUCAAAGUGGGGCUCCAGAAAGAAUCCUCAGUACUAUGUCAAGGAUGGUAAGAAUUAUAGUUAUAAGGUUGCAGGUUCAGUUGCAGUUGCAAAUGCCAAUGAAGCUUUUUUAGUUACCCAAGCUCAAGUAGAAUUAAUACAUGGCCUUGGACGCGGUGGCAACCUUCCUCUUGGUGCAGUUAAGAAGUUGAUGGAGCAUGGGGAGCAAACUAACCAGCCUGAUGUUUUUGAAAUGGGAGGGAGAGAUCAUGCAAGGAACCCUAGGGGUAGGGGAAAAGGGGGUGGAGCAAGACCAAGAGAGUCCCGUGAGGAGCAAGAUAACCAGUCUGACAACUCUGAAGUGGAAGGGAGAGGAAAUGCGGGAAAUCAGAGGGGCAGGGGAAGGAGUGGCGGAAGACAUCAUUACAGGAAGGAUCGGGCCAUGAAUAAGCACUUCUCUGGAUUGACUGGUUUUUAGGCACGCAUGAUAAAGAAGCUUUCCUUUGCAUACGGACGAUCCUAUUCCAUUUUAAAAGUUUUCUUAAAUCUUAUUUUACAGGAAGCUGCAAAUAAUUGUAAUGUAUAUUUCUUUUGUGUUCCAUUAUAUGCAAUUAAGAGGGUCAUAUCUUUUCUUUUUUUUUUUUUUGGGGUUAGAUACAAGAGGGCCAUUAUAGUUGAGAACAGAAAUCAUACAUUAUUUAUAAGUUUUUAGUUAGGCUUACUCAGAUACUCGACCGUUAGAUGUCUUUAAUCUCUUUUUAUAGCUAGUUGGCAACAAGCAACCAAUCAUAUAUCAUGGCUUGAUCA